UCGCAAGUAGUAAGUAGUGCAGUGCGCGAAUCGUGUUUACAAACAGAAAGGUGUUCUUCCGCAGAGCGAGGAGCAACAAUGACGGGCCUGGCCGAGCAGAUUAAGCAUUUGUACGACGCCAAAUUGUACUCGAACGUGGUGGCGCUGUGCAACAUCGCGGUGCCGGCGUGCGACAACAACCCGGAGGUGCUGGGCAUUCCGCACCAGCGGGCGCAGACGCUCGUGGUGUACGGAGACUCGCUGCUGCGCACCGGACACCCGCGCAAGGCCGAGAGCGUGCUGGAGAAGGCGCUGCUGCUGCGCAAGUGCAUCCUCAAGCCCAAGGGCGCAACCCUCGGCGACUACGAGGUCCUCCUCGACGUCGACAUCAAGUAUUUGAUACACGAGUGCCGCGUUUGCCAGCACGACGGCGCCGGGGCGAUUUCCAUUCUCGAGACCGUGUCCGCCAAGGCCCGCAAUCCGCGCGUCAACAUGGCCCUCGGCAAGCUCUACGCCGCCCGCGGCCUCGAGAGGUCCGCCAUAACAGCCUACAAGGAGGUCCUCAAGGAGGCGCCGCUAGCGAUCGAGGCGGCGGAGCAGCUGCUGCGUCUGGGCGUGAGCGGCGCCGAGGUGAUGACGCUGAUGGUGAACGGCUACUGCCGGCUGCGCGGCCUCGACUGGGUGCAGAUGUGGAUGCGCGCGCUGGGCCACCUGCACCAGGGCGAGUACUCGGACGUCAUCACGGCGCUCAAGUCGCUCGACAACAAAAUCAUUUUGCGCGGCUGCUCGCAGCUGACGCUCACCAUCGGACGCGCCUACUACCUCAAGGGCGACUACGCCAGCGCCAUCGACGCCCUUCAGAAGGUCCAAAUAUUCGAUCCGACGGUGAGCGCGGGGCUGGACGUGCGCGCGCACUGCCUCUACCGCGAGAAACGCACCAAGGAACUCGAGAAGCUGGUGGCGCCGCUCGCGGACAGCGUUUCGGCGCCAAUGGUGUCGCCGUGCAACCGCUCCCUGCUCAGCGAGGCCACUCUCGGCGUCCACGGCCCUGAGGUCUGGGUCGCCGUCGGUUGGUACGCCCUUGCGCGCAGCCAGCCCGUCCGAGCGAACCACCUGGCGGCACGCGCCAAGAACCUGUGCCUCCGCGACUCGAGCGUGGAGGCGCUGCUGCUGCGCGGCGCCGCUCAGCGCCAGUUGAAGAGGCUCGACGCCGCCAUUGCGUGCUACCGCGACGUGCUGAACGUUGCGCCGAAAAUGUUUGAGGCCUACGAGGGCCUCAUCAACUGCUACCUGGCGGCGCCCAACCGCAAACGCGAGGCCUUCACCCUGGCUGCCACAGCCUGCCGCAAGCUCAACCACGCCCCACGCGCUCUCACGCUGUACGCGCAGGUGCUGAUGAACGAGCCAGGGUUGUCGUCGAAGGCAAAAAGCGCCUUGGAGAAGGCGCUGAACCAGGACGCACACUUCCUGCCGGCCGCUUACCUUUUGGCCGAGAUGCUGGAGAAGGAGCACAAGUACGACCACGCCAUCGCGCUGCUGCAGCGCCACAUCGACGCCACGCCCAACGCCAAGCUGCACUCGAUGAUCGGCGACCUUCACAGCCGCGUCGGCAACGUCGACAAAGCGCUAAGCCACUUCACGCUAGCUUUAAAUUUUGAUCCUAAAAACCGAGUGGCGCAGGCGGGCAUCGACAAUAUUGACUGCGCAGGCGCUAAUCCCGCAGGCGGAGCCAGCAAGCCGUCGCCGUGUUUUCUGUCGACGCCCGGCGCCGAUGAUGCCGACAUGAGCCUGGACGUCGAAGAAGCCAUCGACAACAGCGACACGGACGAGUUGGACGAAGGCGAGGGUGCGAACUGGCCCGAAAUCUCGUGAAUUCGAUUUACACUUGGACGCAAAAGUGAAGAAAGCGCGAUGGAAAUAAGUUAGAAUCUCUGUUUUAUUGAAAAGACUUAUUACAGUGUAAAAAUGGCAGCUGUGGUGGGGGCGUGUGAGGGGGCGUGGCUGCUCUAGGCGGCGGGAAGGUGUUCGUGGCGGCGCUGCCUGCGCAGCCACUUGUGCAGCACGUGCGUGUUGAUGACCUGCGCCUUGGGGCCCUCGGUGCGGAUGUCGAGGUGCGCCGUCGGCUCGAAUUCCAUCUCCGAGUCGCCAGCGUCGGCCGUGUCGAGGCCGCGGCCGCCCUCGACGCCGCCGCUGUGGCCGCCCUUGGGCCAGCCCUGCGCCGUCCGCAUCACGUAGCCGCCCCUCGACGGCCCCCAGCCUGCAUCCCGGCCCCCGCCGCCGCUCUCCAGCCACUUGGGACGCGUCUGCUCGGCCAUCGGGUCCAUCGAGUUCACCCUGCGAAGCACAAAAAGUGAUUCAAAGCUUUGGCGCUGGUGUCGCGGAAAAGGCGGGAUUUUCUUUUUCUUUUUGGCAUUCCGACGAAAAUUUGCGGUAAAUUUGAAUGUGUGUGUGAGUGCAAGUUCUAAAAGUUCUUAUGUUUCCCUGUUCUCUAGUUAAAAGCAAUUAUUUACCACCAAGCGAUGGCGCCAAAAUCACUCUUAUGUAACUGAAUUUUUGACUUCAGAGAUGUACAUUAAUUUAUUUCUUGUAACUCUCUUUACAAAUAAAAUUUACGACUAUUUCUAGCGGA
Molecule: messenger RNA, 2608 nt
Organism: Cloeon dipterum
Lineage: Eukaryota; Metazoa; Arthropoda; Insecta; Ephemeroptera; Baetidae
Gene: APC7
Product: anaphase-promoting complex subunit 7
Exons: 8
Coding region: 79-1851 (590 amino acids)
Biological process (GO): cell division; protein ubiquitination; positive regulation of mitotic metaphase/anaphase transition
Cellular component (GO): anaphase-promoting complex
Molecular function (GO): protein binding
Source: RefSeq, a predicted model, not a curated record